Molecule: messenger RNA, 429 nt
Organism: Cornus florida
Lineage: Eukaryota; Viridiplantae; Streptophyta; Magnoliopsida; Cornales; Cornaceae
Exons: 2
Coding region: 1-429 (142 amino acids)
Biological process (GO): protein ubiquitination
Cellular component (GO): nucleus
Molecular function (GO): ubiquitin protein ligase activity
Source: RefSeq, a predicted model, not a curated record
AUGGUUAUGGAUGGUUGUGGGCACUCUUUUGACUUUUCAAAUAGUCACGCUGGUAAUAGUUCCAAUGGAACCGAUGUCAAUGAUGACGACAGGCUGCUUCAAUGUGAUUCAGAGAACAUUAGAAGACAGAAAUUUGAGGCCAUAUUAAAAAUACAGCAAGAGAACAGUGGCUUAAUUGAACCCAAAAGAAAUGAAGUAUUGUUGCCGGGUAUGUUUCUUCCCCAGCCAAUUGCACCUCCCACAACUGUGUCGGACAAAGAAGCCACGGAGCAAGACCAAGAUCUAGCAGUGAACUCCGGAACAAAUUUAAGCGGUUCCAUGAAUAGGCCUAGCACCAGUGGGCAGAGAAACUCGGGCAUGAGGAAACACAGAGUACGAAACUCAAGAAAACCAGUCAAGCAGUGGAUCAAGAAAGACAAUGGCACUUGA